UCUUCCCCGCCCUUGACUCGCGCAAUCAUUGUCGCUGUCGCCCUCCUCUCCGUGCUCUGCCACCCUCAUUGUCGUCUCCUCACUGUUUAGGCUCCCACUCAUAGCAUGUACACGCUCCUCGUGGUUGCGGUGGUACUUGCUCUCCUCUUUGACACUGCAGCAGCGUCGAGCCCCGUCAUGGACCCGACGAUGUCUGCGCCAUUUGGGUCCUUGUACCCAGACCCAGAUGGCAUCCUAUCUAACCUCUGCGAGCUGUGCGCCAUGCCCAUGGGUGCCUGCCUGCAUACCAUUGCCUCCUACCAGGUUCAGCAGACACCACCGUUCGCAGUCGAGCCGUUCUACGAGCACUUAGAGUGGCCGAAUAACGACCCCUACGCCGUCAGCGCUCCUAUUACAGACCACAUGCCCGUAGACAUGCCCUUCUCCUACCCCUACGCAGAAGAGGCCAGGCAGCCGCUCGUGAAUGAGAUCGUUCGUCGACUAGAGAACGACGCUACCACUGUAAAUCCCAAUACUGUCCUGAAGCACGUCGAAGAUACGUACACGCCCGGCGAUCGGACGGCAGAGACUACCUCACGGCGGCCGGGCCACAAGCGACAGCAACCGCGACCGUGUGGCUUCCCAUGCGUUUAUGAAGGCUGUGGGAGGACAUUCGAUCGCUCCUGCGAUCUCAAACGUCAUCAGAAGACCCAUCUGAUUCGUUCUGAGCGGCCUCACAAGUGCUCAUACUGCAAAGAAGGGUUCCUGUACCCCAAAGACCGUAACCGCCAUGAACGAACUCAUGACGAAUCUACUGCGUCCCAAAACCAGCUCUUCCGCUGCCCAGUUCCUGGUUGCCCUAACGUCGGCUUCUCUCGACGCGACAACCUGCUUCGCCACCAAAGGAAGCAGCACCCGCAUAUGGGUAUGAGCUCCCCUCAAAUGAGCCCCUAGUAAUUCUCCGACCCUACCACGUUUGCUACUCGGUGCGGAUCUCGGUGUAUGACCAUCCUCAGGCGCCAUAGCGCGUGAGGCAUCACACAAUGCCUCAUGAUCCCGAUCAUCUCGCUCUUUGCAUCUCGACUGCUGCCACAAGAUUGUAUUUUUCCGGCAAGCAUUGGCGUUUCGUUUAGCGCGUGAACCUGUCUCAUUGCGCUUCCUACUCUUGCUCUGUUUUUUGAGUUUCCCACGCGCUCAGCAGAGCACGUGAUGUUGUCACGGUUUGUCUUGGAGUAUACC
Molecule: messenger RNA, 1218 nt
Organism: Paraphaeosphaeria sporulosa
Lineage: Eukaryota; Fungi; Ascomycota; Dothideomycetes; Pleosporales; Didymosphaeriaceae
Exons: 3
Coding region: 106-933 (275 amino acids)
Biological process (GO): regulation of transcription by RNA polymerase II
Cellular component (GO): nucleus
Source: RefSeq, a predicted model, not a curated record